Molecule: messenger RNA, 1422 nt
Organism: Colletotrichum abscissum
Lineage: Eukaryota; Fungi; Ascomycota; Sordariomycetes; Glomerellales; Glomerellaceae
Exons: 2
Coding region: 1-1422 (473 amino acids)
Biological process (GO): hyaluronan biosynthetic process; extracellular matrix assembly
Cellular component (GO): plasma membrane
Molecular function (GO): hyaluronan synthase activity
Source: RefSeq, a predicted model, not a curated record
AUGACGGCUUCUUGUUUUCGGGCGACUAUUGGCCGUCUGGUUGCCUUGGGCACGAUUCUUACGUUUGUGACUUUCCAGUAUAUUGCAGUAAAGUCAAAACCUCAACUAAGCUUCUAUGAAAUUUUCCUACAACUCAGUUCUUGCAUCCUCCUGUGUAACUUCUUAGUCGUCGUUGCGCGCUGGGCUGAGUAUGAACCCAUCCAGGGGCUCAAGGACAAUGGCCGAUUGCCAUCUAUCAACGUCAUUGUUCCGGCGUACAACGAGUCUGAGUUCGUGAGGAACUCAAUAUCCUCUGUGUUGUCCUCAGAUUAUCCCAGAGACAAAGUCCAUAUCAUCGUUGUGGAUGACGGCUCGACGGAUGAUACCUGGUCUCACAUACAACACGCACUUCCACCAAAGUCUUCGACUCUUUAUACAACAAUCCGGCACGAGAUCAACCGUGGAAAACGCCAGGCCAUGGUCACGGCAUUUGAAGUGGCCAACAACGAGAUACUCGUGACUCUGGAUUCCGACACUACUCUCGACAAGCAUACUCUCCGGAACUUGGCCAGUCCCUUCGUCCUGGACAGAGACGUUGGAGGCGUCGCCGGGCACCUCUCCGUCUUCAACAUCCAAUCUCAAGGAUGGGAUAGCUUCAUCCCUCGCAUCCUUGACUGCCUUUUUGAACAAAACGGCAACAUUCCGCGGGCGGCGCAGUCAAAACACGGGUUCGUUACCAUUCUCCCAGGCGCCAUCUCCGCGUUCCGCAGAGACGCCAUCCUGCCGCACACUAAGGCCCUCGUGGACACGAAAUUCCUCGGGCGUCCGAUGCGGCACGGCGAGGACGUCCAGCUCACGAUGGGACUCCUGCGCGAUGGCUGGCGUCUCAAGUAUCAGAGCAAUGCUGUUGGCUACACAGUCGCGCCAGAGACGUUUUUGAAGGCUUUCCUCAUGUACGUUCGCUGGGAGAGGAGCAACCAUACCUAUUGGAUGCUCGGGCUUGUUCGUCUAGCCUUUCGCGAUGCGGCGAGAUUCUUCACUCGACGCUUUGCUCGGCCGUGUUCGAGCGAGCCUGAGCUACUGCUGCCCGGAGACCUGGAGAAACAAGGUGGCAGGAGAGAGGUGAAUGCCCGCACGCCGGACUAUCAUCCCAUGCUGAUGAUUUUCUGCGCGGGGUUUGCCAACUUUUCAUACCUGAGUAUUGUGAUCUCGUGGCUACGGGGCUUUUACUUCUCUCCGUGGGUUACAUUCAUGAAUCUGGGUUGUCUCGUCGUGUUUGCCACUUGGUUCAGUACUCUGUUGUUGGCGGAUGCUCUUCACGAGAGCGAAAGUAACAUGGCAGUCGAAGGAGACGUCAAAGAGUCGGACGAGACCCGGUUACUAAGGACCGAGGAGUUGGUUGACAAGGUGAUGGUCUCUGUGGUAGUGGAUGCGACUUCUUAG